CGCGGGGGCGCGCGCGGGCGCGGCGGCGAGCGGAGCCGGGGCCGGAGCGGGAGCGGGAGCCGGGCAGAGCCGCGGCGCGCCACGCCGAGCGGAGCCAGCGCAGCCCCCAGCCGGCCCGGGCGAGCCCAGCCGCCGCCGCGAUGCUGGACCCGUCGUCCAGCGAGGAGGAGUCGGAGGAGCUGGUGGAGGAGGAGAGCGGGAAGGAGCCGCUGGCGCCCGCCGCGGCGCGGCUCUCGCCCAGCCGCCCCGGCGAGGGCCCGGGCGGCGGUGGCGGCGGCGGAGCCGGCAGCGGCGGCGGCGGCGGGGGGCUGCAGCCGGGUGGGCGCGGCGGCGGCGCUGCGCGGCCCGCCAGCCCCAGCCCCUCGGUGGCCAGCGAGAAGGAGAAGGACGAGCUGGAACGGCUGCAGCGGGAGGAGGAGGAGAGGAAGAGGAAGCUGCAGCUCUACGUCUUCGUCAUGCGCUGCAUCGCCUACCCCUUCAACGCCAAGCAGCCCACCGACAUGGCCCGCCGGCAGCAGAAGAUAAGUAAGCAGCAACUCCAGACAAUCAAAGAUCGUUUCCAGGCCUUUCUCAAUGGAGAAACCCAGAUUGUGGCAGAUGAAGCAUUUAUAAACGCUGUCCAGAGCUACUACGAGGUAUUCCUGAAAAGCGACCGUGUUGCUAGGAUGGUGCAGAGUGGAGGGUGCUCAGCAAAUGACUCCCGGGAGGUCUUCAAGAAGCACAUUGAGAAAAGAGUGCGCAGCCUGCCAGAAAUUGAUGGCCUCAGCAAGGAGACAGUCCUGAGCUCUUGGAUGGCAAAGUUUGAUGCUAUUUACCGUGGGGAAGAGGAUCCCCGCAAGCAGCAGGCCAGGAUGACGGCGAGCGCUGCCUCGGAGCUCAUCCUCAGCAAGGAGCAGCUCUACGAGAUGUUCCAGAACAUUUUGGGGAUCAAGAAAUUUGAGCAUCAGCUUCUAUACAACGCAUGUCAGCUGGACAACCCAGAUGAGCAAGCAGCACAGAUCAGACGCGAGUUAGAUGGUCGUCUCCAAAUGGCAGAGCAAAUUGCCAAGGAGCGCAAGUUUCCGAAGUUUGUGUCCAAGGAAAUGGAAAACAUGUACAUUGAGGAGCUGAAAUCGUCCGUCAAUCUCCUGAUGGCAAACUUAGAGAGCAUGCCUGUGUCUAAAGGAGGCUCAGAGUUCAAGCUGCAGAAGCUGAAACGUAGUCACAACACCUCAAUAAUUGACAUGGGAGAAGAAAAUGAGAACCAGCUUUCCAAGUCGGACGUCGUGUUGUCGUUCUCACUGGAGGUUGUCAUCAUGGAGGUGCAGGGUCUGAAGUCGCUGGCCCCCAACCGUAUUGUGUACUGCACCAUGGAAGUUGAAGGUGGAGAGAAACUGCAGACUGACCAGGCUGAAGCCUCAAAGCCAACCUGGGGCACCCAAGGAGACUUCACAACAACACACGCUCUUCCUGCAGUGAAGGUGAAGCUGUUCACGGAGAGCACAGGAGUGCUGGCUCUGGAGGACAAAGAGCUCGGGAGGGUUGUUCUCCACCCUACUCCCAAUAGCCCAAAGCAAUCAGAGUGGCACAAAAUGACUGUUUCCAAAAACUGCCCGGAUCAAGACCUGAAGAUCAAGCUUGCCGUGCGAAUGGAUAAGCCUCAAAACAUGAAACACUCCGGGUAUUUAUGGGCCAUUGGUAAAAAUGUUUGGAAGAGAUGGAAGAAACGAUUCUUUGUCCUGGUCCAGGUUAGUCAAUAUACAUUUGCUAUGUGCAGCUACCGGGAGAAAAAAGCUGAACCUCAAGAGCUGCUGCAGCUCGACGGAUACACUGUGGACUACACCGACCCGCAGCCAGGUUUGGAGGGCGGCAGAGCAUUCUUCAACGCUGUGAAGGAAGGAGACACGGUGAUUUUUGCCAGUGAUGAUGAGCAGGACCGUAUCCUGUGGGUCCAAGCCAUGUACCGAGCCACCGGCCAGUCUCACAAACCUGUGCCGCCUACCCAAGUGCAAAAGCUAAAUGCUAAAGGAGGAAAUGUACCCCAGCUAGAUGCCCCAAUCUCUCAAUUUUAUGCAGAUAGAGCUCAAAAGCAUGGCAUGGAUGAAUUUAUCUCUUCCAAUCCCUGUAACUUUGACCACGCUUCACUCUUUGAGAUGGUUCAGCGCCUCACUUUGGACCACAGACUUAAUGAUUCCUAUUCUUGUCUGGGCUGGUUUAGUCCUGGCCAGGUCUUUGUGCUAGAUGAGUAUUGUGCACGUAAUGGAGUGAGAGGCUGUCACAGACAUCUCUGCUACCUCAGAGAUUUGCUAGAGCGCGCAGAAAACGGAGCUAUGAUUGACCCCACCUUACUUCACUACAGCUUUGCCUUUUGUGCAUCACAUGUUCAUGGCAACAGCCAACACAUGGCAGAAUUACUUGGUGGGUCACAGCCAAGUGCAGACGGCGAGGGGGGCAAAGCGUCUCAUGCCUCUGCCGCUGAAGCGGAGACAAAAAAGGAUUCCAAAAAGGAGUCCAAAAAAAGGAAAGAUUCCAAAUCCCAGCCGAAUCCAGAGCCGAAAAGGCCUGACGGCAUAGGAACUGUGACUGUGGAUGAGAAAGAACGUUUUGAAGAGAUCAAGGAGCGGCUUCGUUUGCUUCUGGAGAAUCAGAUCACGCAUUUUAGGUACUGCUUUCCAUUUGGCCGUCCAGAAGGUGCACUAAAAGCUACUCUAUCGCUGCUGGAAAGGGUUCUGAUGAAAGACAUAGUUACUCCGGUCCCUCAAGAGGAGGUAAAAACUGUCAUCCGUAAAUGCUUGGAGCAAGCAGCUCUAGUCAAUUAUACUCGACUAUCAGAGUAUGCCAAAAUUGAAGAGAAUCAAAAGGACGCAGCCCGUCCGUCCAAGCCUAAGCCACCGGCUGGGCCACCAUCAUCUCCUCAAACGCAGACUAACAUGAUAAAUCACAUGCUCAAAGGCAUGGCCAAACAGCCGCCAAAAAAUGUAGGCCGGUUAGUCACACCAGCUAAAAAAUUAGAAGAUACAAUACGUCUGGCAGAGUUGGUAAUUGAAGUCCUACAGCAAAACGAAGAACACCAUGCGGAGGCCUUUGCUUGGUGGUCAGACUUAAUGGUCGAGCAUGCGGAGACCUUCCUGUCACUGUUUGCAGUGGAUAUGGAUGCUGCGUUAGAGGUGCAACCCCCAGACACCUGGGACAGCUUUCCGCUCUUUCAGCUUCUAAACGAUUCCCUCCGUAGUGACUAUAAUUUGUGCAAUGGAAAAUUCCACAAACACCUCCAAGACCUGUUUGCUCCACUUGUUGUUAGAUAUGUCGAUCUGAUGGAGUCCUCAAUUGCACAGUCAAUUCACAGGGGCUUUGAGCGGGAGUCAUGGGAGCCAGUAAAGAGUUUAACAAGUAAUCUGCCCAAUGUGAAUCUACCAAAUGUGAAUCUCCCUAAAGUACCAAAUCUACCAGUUAACAUCCCACUAGGCAUCCCACAAAUGCCUAGCUUUUCUGCACCGUCAUGGAUGGCUGCUAUUUAUGAUUCUGACAAUGGAUCAGGCACCUCGGAAGAUCUGUUCUGGAAACUUGAUGCCCUACAGACCUUCAUUCGGGAUUUGCACUGGCCUGAGGAGGAGUUUGGAAAACACCUGGAGCAACGCUUGAAGCUUAUGGCAAGUGACAUGAUCGAGUCCUGCGUGAAAAGAACCAGGAUUGCAUUUGAAGUAAAGCUGCAGAAAACCAGCCGAUCAACAGAUUUCCGAGUCCCUCAAUCAAUAUGCACCAUGUUUAAUGUCAUGGUGGAUGCCAAAGCUCAGUCAACAAAGCUUUGCAGUAUGGAAAUGGGCCAAGAGUUUGCUAAAGAGUGGCACCAGUACCAUUCAAAAAUAGAUGAACUAAUUGAGGAAACCGUCAAAGAAAUGAUAACACUCCUAGUGGCAAAGUUUGUCACCAUUUUGGAAGGAGUCUUGGCCAAACUGUCUAGAUACGAUGAAGGAACUUUGUUUUCUUCUUUCCUGUCAUUUACUGUGAAGGCUGCUUCCAAAUACGUGGAUGUACCCAAGCCGGGGAUGGAUGUUGCUGAUGCCUAUGUGACAUUUGUCCGCCACUCUCAGGAUGUCCUGCGUGAUAAGGUCAAUGAGGAGAUGUAUAUAGAAAGGUUAUUUGAUCAAUGGUACACCAGCUCGAUGAAUGUUGUCUGCACCUGGCUGACAGACCGCAUGGACCUGCAACUUCACAUUUACCAACUGAAAACUCUCAUUAGGAUAGUAAAGAAAACGUACCGGGAUUUCCGAUUGCAAGGCGUGCUGGAUUCCACCUUAAACAACAAAACCUACGAGACCAUCCGGAACCGGCUGACGGUAGAGGAGGCCACGGCGUCAGUCAGCGAAGGCGGAGGGCUCCAGGGGAUCACCAUGAAGGACAGCGAUGAAGAAGAUGAAGAGGAUGACUAGGGAAGCUGGCCCGGAGGACCGGCCGGGGUUGCCUGGUAUCCGUGCAUGUACCUCGUCUGUAACUCAGUUAGCCACAUUAGGAAUUUUUAUGUCAGCUCUAAAUGCCCAUGAGAAGUUUACCAAUACAAAUGCCAUGUUAGCUGUGUGGUAAUAAGAUUAGCACCUCUCUUUGAUUCAUCGGUUUCCUAAUUUCAUAACUAUUUGUUCAUAAGCAAUAUGGAGCACCAUUGUUUAAUACUGUUAAUGGAGAAACUACAUAGAAAACAUGCUAGGUGUGUCCCUGUUAUAAUUAAAGUUUAAACAAUGCUUCAUUAAUGUACUGUAUAUACAUUGAUGGUAAAUUGUUGUGAAGAUGAGUGAAUCGAGUCCUUUCAUUUCUUUGUUUCUCUUCUGUGGAUGCCAACUGCUUAAAAUUAAUAAAAAAUCAGCUUUGUUUUUAAAAGAAGAACAAGGCAAUUACAAAUGAUUUUUUGUUCUCUCUGUUCAUUUAAAAACCAGAAAACAAACAAACCCAGACAGCCGUUUGAAUCAUUCUGCAUCCUUGUUAAUGUACCAGGCUCUUCCCUUCAAUAUGCAGUUAACUCCAUAGAGGCUACAUCCCAAAGGAUUAGUCAUUCUAAUUGCCACACCAGAUUAAUCCUAUCAUUAUGGAUAUAUCAUGCCACAUUACAAGUCCAAAGCAGUUGUUUUAUGUUGACGUUUGCUCCUCUAAAUGUUACAUUUUUGUUUAAAUUUCAAAUAACAGUGUAUGUACAAAGACAACUUUAAUUACAAUCUUAGACUAUACAAAUGUGUUUAUAAUAAUAUAUUGAAUAUUUAUUUCAGUAGAUUGUAACCUUAAUUUACAAUUCCUCUGUUUCACAAUGGUUUUUAUAUAUGUCAUGUACAUUGCAUUUUGACCAGUAACUGCAUGUCCAUCAGUCCCUCCUCCAGAGCUUUUACUUUCUGUGUAAAAUAGUGAUCCAUCUUGCUUUUUUUGCCUUAUACAAGCCGACAGUUGUAAAAGUGUGAGAACUGUGGCUUCUCAAUAAAUAACUAUUCAGAUGUCCUAAGAAUAAAUUAUGGAGUCUUUUUAUGUCUGCCUUAGAAAAAAAAAAAAAAAUACAAGCUGAGAUGUAAGAGCCCCCACCUCUCAGAAUAAAGGCAUUUUCUUUUCUCA
Molecule: messenger RNA, 5568 nt
Organism: Falco peregrinus (peregrine falcon)
Lineage: Eukaryota; Metazoa; Chordata; Aves; Falconiformes; Falconidae
Gene: CADPS
Product: calcium dependent secretion activator
Exons: 32
Coding region: 141-4409 (1422 amino acids)
Biological process (GO): positive regulation of exocytosis; synaptic vesicle exocytosis; dense core granule exocytosis
Cellular component (GO): glutamatergic synapse
Source: RefSeq, a predicted model, not a curated record